AGGUAGCAAUUACAGUGAAAAAUGUGAUGUUUUCAGUUGGGGUAUUAUUCUCUGGGAGGUAAUCACUCGUAGGAAACCUUUUGAUGAGAUUGGUGGUCCAGCUUUCCGCAUAAUGUGGGCAGUUCACAAUGGUACUCGGCCACCACUGAUCAAAAACUUACCUAAACCAAUUGAGAGUUUAAUGACCCGUUGUUGGUCCAAGGAUCCCUCACAACGACCAUCCAUGGAGGAAAUUGUUAAAAUAAUGACACACUUGAUGCGGUACUUUCCAGGAGCUGAUGAACCUCUGCAGUAUCCUUGCCAAUAUUCAGAUGAAGGCCAAAGCAACUCUGCCACUAGUACAGGUUCAUUCAUGGACAUCACAUCUACAAACACAAGUAACAAGAGUGAUGCUAACAUGGAACCAAGUGACUUCCAAGGAGCUUCUACCAAUGACACUAUUAAACGUUUAGAGUCAAAAUUGGCACAGCAAAUGAAAAAUACAGCCAAGCAGCCGGGUGAUCCUGGCCGUUUGAGUUUACCCCCGUCUCGUGGGAGCAGUGUGGAGAGCUUGUCAGAUGUUCGUGCACGACCACAGUCAGCCCUUGUUUCAGGAGAAGCCAAAAGGAUGAGUGCUGACAUGUCUGAAAUAGAAGCAAGAAUAGCUUCCAUCACAGCCUAUUCCAAGCCUAAACGAGGCCAUCGUAAAACUGCUUCAUUUGGCAACAUUCUGGAUGUCCCUGAGAUCAUCAUACCAGCAGGAAACGGACAGCAGAGGCGCAGAUCCAUUCAAGAUCUCAGUGUUGCCGGAACAGAGUCCAGUCAGGAGAGUAGAAAUAGCAGUAGAUCAUCUAGUCCUAGUGUGAGAAUGAUCACUACCUCGGGACCAACCUCUGAAAAGCCAACUCGUAAUCCAUGGACACCUGAUGAUGCAGAGACCAAUGGGUCAGAUAACUCUAUCCCAAUGGCAUACCUUACAUUAGAUCAUCAGUUACAGCCUCUAGCACCAUGCCCAAACUCCAAAGAAUCUAUGGCUGUGUUUGAACAGCACUGCAAAAUGGCACAAGAAUAUAUGAAAGUUCAGACAGAAAUUGCAUUGCUGUUGCAGAGGAAACAAGAACUAAUAGCAGAACUGGACCAGGAUGAAAAAGACCAGCAAAACACGUCCCGUCUGGUACAAGAACAUAAAAAGCUGUUAGAUGAAAACAAAAGUCUCUCAACGUACUAUCAGCAAUGCAAAAAACAGUUAGAGGUCAUCAGAAAUCAGCAACAGAAACGGCCAGGCACAUCAUGAUUUCCUGGGACCUUUCAAAUGAAAAAUAUGCACAGAAAAGACUGAUUUUUAUUUUUUUUUUUAAUUGUUAUUAUUAUCCCUUAUUAUGACAACUCAUGAGUGUUAGCUUCUUGGUGUGAUCUGUAUUUGUCUGCGACACUUAACAUCAUUUAAUUUUCUUUUUCCUAUGGUGGACAUCCAAUUCAGCAGGUUAAUCGAGUAAGGUGAGAAAACAGUGACUUGAAUUAACCAACAGCCCUCAAUUUAAAGCAAGAACAGUGGCUGUAUGCAUGCUCCUUGUGUGAAGGCUAGCCUAACAAGCGUUAAAGUGGCUGCUAAAUUUAAAAGAUCUUGGUUUUAGUUUUUGGUGUUACCUCGAUAAGAGCAAAACAAAAACUUUCCUGUUUAAGAAUGGGUUUGUUCCAGUGUCUCAUCUCAAAACUAUUAAUAUGAUGGUUAUUUUCAGGAUUUAAACAUGCAUCAAGCUGCAGAGGUGAUGUUGGCUGACCAGAGUAAUUCAUGAUGCAUUAGUGAUGCCUUUUACCUGUCGACAUAGUGUAUUUUUUCCACAUGCAAAAUGGUAGGCAAACUGAUGCCAGCAUUGUUGGUUCAGUGCUUGAUAGCCCUGCAUUUUGACUAAUAUAUUUCUUGUAAUCUUGCAUUCAUAAAAUAUUUGAAGUAAAAA
Messenger RNA from Cariama cristata (Red-legged seriema), 1937 nucleotides. It is a transcript of the gene MAP3K7, whose product is annotated as mitogen-activated protein kinase kinase kinase 7. Gene Ontology annotation, biological process: JNK cascade; positive regulation of canonical NF-kappaB signal transduction; protein phosphorylation. The transcript is spliced from 11 exons. The record is from RefSeq and is a predicted model, not a curated record. Lineage: Eukaryota; Metazoa; Chordata; Aves; Cariamiformes; Cariamidae. Gene Ontology annotation, molecular function: MAP kinase kinase kinase activity; magnesium ion binding. Bases 113 to 1273 code for a protein of 386 amino acids.